AUGAUCCGACAGCUGCUCGUCGUAUGUGACCCAGCUCUUGACACGCUGGUGCUCGAACAGCGCAUCCCGAGUCAGCGCGGGCCCACGAACAUGUGGUCGAGCUCCUGCGAGUUCAUUUCGUACCGAUACGUAGGCGAAUCAGGCCACCGGCUGCGCGAAGGCGAAUUCGUUGAGGCCGCCGACGGUCAGCACGUGAGCGUCGGGGUCUUCGGCGAGGAUCGAGGCGACGAAAGAACUGGGUUGGGGUUGAGUGUGGAACUGAUGGAAAAGGGGCAAUAUCAGGAACGAACCCACGGCCGUCAUCUCCGCCUGCUCCCGUCUAUCUCCCACGGCUCCAUUAACAGGCGUUCGCGCAUCUCUAUGCAGCGACGAGCUGCCGCCAAGAGCUCUGAGAAGCCUUCACAGGGACCGAAGCAGCCAUCCUUGAUCGAGCAGCUGUUCCCAGAAGAGACGAAACGCUACGAAGAACAACAGCGAAAAGCCUCAAGCGAGGUCCCACGACUACCACUGGACACCCCCUUCAAAUCCUUCACCGAUCGAAACCUCGCCACAUCCGAACAUGAAAUCCCAAUUCACCAAAAGCUCAACGUCUUCAGGACCAGAUGCGUCGCCAAAACUCCGAGAACCUCGUCGCUGAAACUACCGUCCUCGUCCCCCGCAAUGCUAGCACCAAACUCAUGGAAGAAGACUUCAGCCGUCUGA
This is a messenger RNA of Anthostomella pinea, 702 nucleotides long. Lineage: Eukaryota; Fungi; Ascomycota; Sordariomycetes; Xylariales; Xylariaceae. The record is from the annotation of a GenBank genome assembly.